Rhagoletis pomonella (apple maggot) is the source of this 1786-nucleotide messenger RNA. RefSeq names its product pescadillo homolog. NCBI's taxonomy places the organism in Eukaryota, Metazoa, Arthropoda, Insecta, Diptera, Tephritidae. Gene Ontology annotation, biological process: maturation of LSU-rRNA from tricistronic rRNA transcript (SSU-rRNA, 5.8S rRNA, LSU-rRNA); ribosome biogenesis. Gene Ontology annotation, molecular function: RNA binding. The record is from RefSeq and is a predicted model, not a curated record. Gene Ontology annotation, cellular component: PeBoW complex; nucleolus.
CACCAAUCUGGAGAAGCAGCGCAGUAUGUAACGCGGCGUGCAGCUCUGCGUAAGUUACAGUUGUCUUUAAAUGAUUUCCGUCGACUUUGUAUCAUAAAAGGUGUUUAUCCACGUGAUCCGAAGCAUCGUAGACGUGCUCAAAAAGGGUCUUCUGAAAUUAAAAUUUUAUAUCACGCAAAGGACAUACGUUUUUUAUUGCAUGAACCGAUUGUGUGGACACUUCGAGAUUACAAAAUAUUUGCAAAGAAGACUGGACGAGAUCGUGCUGUAAAAGAUUUUCGUAAUUUGAAGCGACGCCUAGCUCUAUUUCCUGAACUACGGAUAGAUCAUAUCGUAAAAGAGCGUUAUCCAACGUUUAUCGAUGCAAUUAAGGAUCUUGAUGAUUGUUUGACUCUACUCUUCCUCUUCAGUACUUUUCCCUCGUUGCGUCUAAUACCCCGCGAGCAAUCGGUCUUAUGUCGACGACUUACCAUAGAAUUUUUGCAUUAUGUUAUUAACACUAGAUCUCUUCGUAAGGUUUUUAUUUCUAUUAAAGGAUUCUAUUUUCAAGCUGAAAUUAAAGGGCAAAAAGUGACCUGGAUAAUGCCCCAUCAUUACCCUUUUAAACCACAUUCCAAAGCAGAUGUCGACUUUAAAGUGAUGUCAAUUUUUGUUGAGUUCUACACCAUUAUGCUUGGAUUUGUUAACUAUCGCCUAUAUCAUAGUGCCGGAUACACAUAUCCACCAAAAUUAUGUAGCGAGGUGCUUGAGAAUAAUUUUAAGGAUGAGGUAUCAUAUGUGUCAGAUCGCAUAGCUGCGUUGAACGAUGAUUCGGUUUCUAUAGAUAAAGAACAAAAUGAAGAUAUCGAAGAGAUAGAUUUAGAUUUGCUAGAGCCCGGCCAAAGCUCCUGUCGCUUAAUGAAACUCAAAAACAUCGCCCAAGAACUAAAAUGCUUGCGUAUACUUUUUAAGGGCCUAAAGUUCUUUAUUAAUAGGGAAGUUCCCCGCGAACCUCUGGUAAUAUUAAUUCGUUCAUUUGGUGGUAAGGUGUCGUGGGACCCAGCCAUCUUUGUUGGGGCUACCUUCGAUGAAUGUGACGAAACAAUUACGCAUCAAAUUGUGGAUAGACCUUAUUUAAGUUGCAAGUAUAUAUCACGUGAUUAUAUUCAACCUCAGUGGGUCUUUGACUGUGUGAAUCAGCGAAUGCUACUUCCAACUAACCUAUAUUUUGCGGGCGUUAACCUCCCGCCACAUUUGUCACCAUUUGUUGCCGUUACCCGUGACUCGUAUAUUCCACCGGAAGAAGGAUCCCCAAUUACUAAUGUGAAUAAAGUCGAGAAGGAAAAACAUAACCACAUAAAGAAAAGCAUGAACUUUUCUCUCAUGAAUGAUGAGGAAUUACAAUCCGCUUACUCAGAAGAAAAGGCUGUUACAAAGCAAUAUGAUCAAAUGGAUAAACGUGGUGGCAAAGCGUAUUAUAGGCAUUCAGAAACUGAAUGGGGAAAAUACCAGUCUAAAGAAAAAACCAUGAGUGUUCAACCAGGAAAAGUGCACCAAGACAAAAGAAGUGACAACCGCAAAAAUGAGGUGGAUGAGCAUCGCCUACAAGCGCGGAUGGUAAAGUCCCGUCAUCGGGACCUAUUUCGCAAACUAAUACGGAAGAAAAGAGUUGCGGAAAAGGAACAAUGGCUUUUGCGAAAAAAACGAAGAGUGAUCGAUUCUAAAUUAGUUGCCGAUUCAGAAUAACAUGUCUAUUGCUUUGACAAUAAAGUUAAAAUACUAGUGUAAUAAUAACACUGUGCAACGA